AGUGUCCCGUCCAGUCGCGGGCCGCUCCGUGUCAGUCACCGUUGACUCCGUUUCUCCGCGUGUCGGUAGUCGGUUACCGUCGCGCGUGCGCGCGCGAGCAAGCUCGAGAAAGGAGAGGGGGGGGGAGGGCAGUCGUCGACGGUGUGCGUAGUGCGUACGUGAGGGAUUGUCGUUCGUUCUCGGUCUCUCCGUGUUGCGCCGUCGGGGCCAAAAAUAGACAAAUAGGCGACGAGCGCGUCGUCGUCUCCGUCGUAGGUGCCCGGUGGUUCUCCUCGCGCGCGUUUUUUUCCAGGAUGCCCCCGCGCCACUGAGAAUAAUAUCGCUUGACGAGCGAGCGAGCGAGCGAUCGCGCCACCCUGACCGUCGUCCCCCGGGUGGAGGAAGAGAUGGAGGUGCUCAAGACGUCCCAGGAGAUCGUCCACGAAGGCUGGCUCAUCAAAUCGCCGCCCACGAAGCUCUGGAGAGCGCGAUGGAGAAAACGAUGGUUUGCCCUUCGUCACAGCGGCGAGCUGCCUGGUCAAUACUUUCUGGAGUAUUACACGGACAGACGCUGCCGUAAACUCAAGGGCCGUAUCGAUCUGGACCAGUGCGAACAGGUGGACGCAGGUCUUCGAUUCGAAAAUCGUAAACAGAAGUAUCAGUACAUGUUUAACGUGAAGACGCCAAAGCGGAUCUAUUAUUUGGUUGCUGAGAACGAAGUGGAUAUGAACAAAUGGGUGGAUGCAGUGUGUCAAGUUUGCGGCUUGAAGGCAUACACUCAGGAUGAAGAGCAACAAAUGUUUCAAUACGAGUCUCAAGAAUCCCCGCCAACUUCGCCCACUAGCACGAUCUCCGGUCCCUACAUUCCUAUUAGCGAGUGCAUUUCUGGUCGUCGGCUCAACGAUACCAGUUCCCUGAAUUCAGCCCUUGGACAGGGACCCGAGCAUUACGACGCCCCGAGAAGAUUGGCGCCCUCCCCGCCGCGAUCACCCACGACGACGGACGCCGAGAGCGUCUUCACCGACGACGAAUGGACGACGUCUGUGACGAGCGCGAACUGGGACACGCUUCCCUCAACGGGUGAUUCACGGCAACCUCACGGCCCGGGCGACCACGAGAUCGGCUCAUGGAGCGUGAGAAAACGCUUCGGCAAGCUCAGGAUCGUCGAUUCCGCGGUGCCACCGGCCGUGGAGAAGUUACCAGCACCGCCCAGACCACCGAAACCGCCUCAUAUGUUACCCGAGAAUCCCGGUCACAAUUACCUGAAUCUAGACGGUGCCACCGAGAGCUCGAAACCGAGUACCCCGGCAACGCCGGCGCCGACGACGCCCGCUGCCGCCGCGACGACGGCUACGGGCGCCGUGACCGACGAGUCGUACGAUUUUCCCAGAUCUCAUCAACCGCAAGCGGCGCAAACGACUGUCGAGAGCCACACUGCGGCGGUCGAUCAGUCGUCGAAGCACUUCUAUUCGAACGCCGCGCCAAGCACCAUCAACGACGAGACGCAGAACGUGUUCCGCUAUGAUUUCCACGAGGACGAGCCGUCAAGUCCGCGCUCUGAAAACUCGACCACGGCGACGUAUUCGAAUCUACCGAGCCCGCUCGUGCGAGACGGUUGUUCGAGCGGUGUACCGACCACCAUGGCGCCGCCUCCGCCGAUGGUGUACAGAGAGUUGAAGCCAGGCAGAAAAACCAGCGACUCGAUGUCUGUCGUAAGCAACGAACCGUCACCGGGUCCGACAAUAGCGCUAUACGACGUGAGCUCCGCCGAACACUCUCCGGCCGAACCGCCGAGCAUCAACAGGAAGUUGAAGCCAUCAUUAAAUAAAUCGCCGGUGGAGGCGCCUCAUCUACAAUUAGCAUCUCCCCCUGGAAGAGGAAGAAUGCGGGCGGCACCCAGUCCAACGCCUCCGUCGCAUAUACAUUCGACACGUCACCAAUCGACGUCGGAUGAAGACAAUAACGCCUUCGAGGAUAAAGAGGAGAUAUACUAUUAUCAAGAUCGCAACACGUUUAUUCCGGCGUCCAAUCGCUUGGUGGUGCUGCAGUAUCUGGAUCUCGACUUGGAAGCGACAGAAAGCUUUAGUUCCGCGACGUUACCGCUCGCGCAGUCCCUCCCGAAUACGACAGUGUACAAAACCGUGGAUUUCGUGAAAACGGAGGCUUUUAAUCGCACUCGGCAGCGAGUGGAGGAGGAGAGAAAACUGUGCACGGACGAGUUAACGUAGAGAGCGAAUUUGUAUCAUACGUACCAUAGAUAGAUUUAUACGGAUAUUAAAUAGAUUAAAUAAUAUGUGUGGACUUUUGCUAUGUUAUGUAGAUGAAAGAGAGAAUUUUUCCUAUUUUAAGCACUAGGUUAGCAUGUUAGAAUAGUACUGUGCGAGAAAUGCCAAUGAAUUUGAACGAAAGAUCGCGGUAUCGACGCAGUACUUACAGAAAGACAGCGUCCACCGCUUUCACAGUAAAAGAUAUAUUGUUUUAUUCUUUACGUAGCGAUGGUUAGCUUCACAAAUUGGCUAUGCAGUUAGAAGAGGUGAUCGGAUAUCAAAGUAUUGUACAGCAAUAUAAAACGGACCAAAAAUGUAAUGUUAUAUAUAAAGGGAAGUGAACAGCGUGAUGUGAUGACAAACAGAAGUGUCUCGAUAUAGUCUCGUCAAGAAAUAUCUUCAAAGGGAAAUGGAUAAAUGAAGUACUAUUUAAAUCGUGAAGAUUCUUUUAACUCUCUUUGGGUACAAUUAUGGUUCUACAUAUUAAUUUGAUGUAGGGUCAAUGUGCGCGGGGCAUUUUCAUCAUCAACUAUGUGCAACGAAUAACUAAAUCUAUAGUAUUGUUCGUUUUAAGAUAUCCUACUUUUAGCGUUAGAUAUAAAAUGAUAUACAAUAUUUUUUUAUCACGUCACGCAGUGAAAUUUACAAUACCAAGGCGAUUAAAUCACAUUUACAAUACAUAUUACAGAAAUAAUUGAGUACACUGCAUUAAUAGUGAAAAUAAUAUCGGAUUUUACAUAUACAUAUUAUGUAAAUUCUUUUGCCAGGGUUUACGAUUAGCCUAAUAUAUUCAUACGUAAAUUGCCGCAUGCCUUGAUUCAAAUCUUGUAAAAAUUAUCUAGAAGAAAAUUGUAUUAAAAUUGUAUCGUCAUUUUACAAUUUACAUUUUAAUUAUUUUUUAAACAUUUACGAUUGAAUUCCGAUUACGAUUUUAGCACUUUACGACAUAUUCAUGGAAAUUGUUUUCUGUUAUAGAAAUAUAAUCGUCGUUGAGAGAUCAGAAUAUAAAGAUUUUAUAGUUAAUCUCUAAUCAUUUGUAAUUAUAA
This is a messenger RNA of Temnothorax curvispinosus, 3292 nucleotides long. RefSeq names its product GRB2-associated-binding protein 2 (gene dos). Lineage: Eukaryota; Metazoa; Arthropoda; Insecta; Hymenoptera; Formicidae. The transcript is spliced from 7 exons. Bases 387 to 2207 code for a protein of 606 amino acids. The record is from RefSeq and is a predicted model, not a curated record.